This is a messenger RNA of Penaeus vannamei (Pacific white shrimp), 2742 nucleotides long. Its product is annotated as uridine phosphorylase 1-like. NCBI's taxonomy places the organism in Eukaryota, Metazoa, Arthropoda, Malacostraca, Decapoda, Penaeidae. The record is from RefSeq and is a predicted model, not a curated record. Gene Ontology annotation, cellular component: cytoplasm; cytosol. Gene Ontology annotation, biological process: uridine catabolic process; nucleotide catabolic process. Gene Ontology annotation, molecular function: uridine phosphorylase activity.
AUACUUGAUUUAGAGAGUACUUAAAUUGUAUAUUCAGAUAUAUAAACUGCCGUUUAACUUUUAGCUUUAAAAGUAUACUUUAGUUCAGUAUCCUUACAAACGUAAAGAUAUUCGUUUUAAUUUCCUUUUUUGUUUACGAAAUCGGUGGCUUUGAAUUGGCCUUUUUAUAAAUCAUUUAUAUACGGGUUUUCCCUUUAAAAAAUAAAUACACUUAACAAUGCCUUGCCACGAGGGAGAAAUUGUCGUUUUUCCACCGACGUCAGUCAACGGAACAGACAGACAGACAGACACAGACAACCAGGAAAAAGAUGUUGAUCUUGAAACCAGAUUCCCCGACGGGUCCGUCCGCCUCCGCAACCCCCACGUCGCGCAGAUGGAACAAGACGUGCUGUACCACCUCGCCCUCGGCUCCGGCUCGCAUGACCUCGUCGAGAUGUUCAGCGACGUCAAGUUCGUGUGCAUGGGAGGGACGCAGAGGAUGGAGGGAUUCGCCUACUAUAUCAUUGGACGAGAUCGGAUAACAAGCUGCCCGCUGGGACGACGCUGCUGGACAUUUUCCGUACCAGUCCUAUCGGUAUCGAUGUUUAAGGUCGGCCCGGUGCUCUGCUUCUCCCACGGCAUGGGCAUCCCUUCGGUGGGCAUCCUCCUUCAUGAAGUGAUCAAACUCAUGUACCACGCCAAGUGCAAGGAUCCCAUUUUCUUCCGCCUGGGCACGUGUGGGGGCAUUGGCAUCGAAGGGGGGAACCUCGUUAUUUCCGAAAGUGCGGUGGACGGGCUCAUGCAGCCAUUCCUCGAACUGCCAGUCCUGGGGAAGAUGCAGAGGCGACCAGCUGUUUUGGACAAGAAACUGGCAAAUGAACUGAAGCAAUUACGUUAUGAGGACGAUCCGUUUACUGCAACUGUCGGCAAAACAAUGUGCACUUACGAUUUUUAUGAGGGUCAGGGCAGACUAGACGGUGCCUUCUGCGACUACACUGAAACGGACAAGUUAAAUUUCCUGAAGCAAGUACACGCACAGAACGUCGUCAAUAUGGAAAUGGAAUCCCUCUGUUUUGCUGCCCUCUGUCAUCAUGCAGGGAUCAAAGGCGCUGUUGUAUGCGUUACUCUGCUGAAUCGUCUGCAUGGCGAUCAGGUCGACACCCCAAAGGAAACGCUCAACAAGUGGCAAGAAUAUCCCCAGGUGCUGGUGGCUCGCUACAUCAAGAAACAGCUUGGCCUACCCAUUAACAUCCCGCAACGAAAUCAUCCCCAGGUUUAAAACAGGAUGGGAGGAGAAAAAAAAUUGCUUGGUACCCAAAGCCAGGAUCAUGUUAAUGGAGGUGUCAAAGGCACAUCAGUUUCUCAAGGAAUCAUGUGAUACCUGGUAUUGAUUUCUCGCUUGGUAGCUCUUAGCUCCUCAGACCACAGGUUGCUCUUUGGAUAUUAUCAUCUGCCUAUCAGUGACAAGAAAUUAUAAAAUUCUCAGAUUCUCUUUUUAACUGCAGUCUCUUUGUCAACUUCUCAGGACAAGUAUAUCCUUUCAUUUCCAUUAUAUUCCAUUUCCUUUGUAGGUAGCUUAUGAUAUCUCCAAUUAGUUGUGCAUGCUACAUGCUAAAUUAUGAGACCCAAAAUAGACAACACAAUAGUUUUAAGAAGUAUGGAAUCAAAAGUAUUGAGAAAUGGUCAAAAAUAGUCUUUAAAAGUGUCUUAAAAUUCCAAAUGUGACAAUGUUUACAUGUGGUCGACUUAGGUAUCUCAGUGAGCUUACAGUCUGUCUUGAAAAGGCAGUGCUUAAGUUCACACCUGUACAGAUCUCGUUGAUGAGCAAAAUCGAUAUGAGGAUUAUAAAUCUCCCAUUUGUUAAAUUAUUCUUUGUUUUCUCUUCUCUUUCUCUAUUUCUUUACAAAGUACUUUUAAUUCGUUUUACAAGCUAAUAGUAGUGCUUCUAAUUUUACAAAUGAUGUACAGGCAACUGUAUUACCAUCUAAUGUGUGAGGUUUGUCAAAUGACUGUUUUAUGCACAGACUGUGAUAGUAAAAUGCUAAACUAGGGAAAUCACAAACUGCCUCAAAAUCAUUCCAUUCUGUGAUGAACUGAUUGCUCUUUAAACCAAUAAAAACAGCUUACAUACUGAUUUCAGUAAAUUAUUUAAUUUAAAAUUUAACAUCUUGCAGUUAAAUCUACUUCUCAGAUCCCUGAAUGUUUCUUUCAAGGUAAUUUCCCAUCUAAUCUGCACAAUGUUUUUUGAAAUUACAACCAGUAAUUAUGAUCUAUUUCAUGCUUUCACAAGCAAUUUCUUCUGUGAUCAAAAUGUAUGAUAUUCCUCUCCUAGUGAAGCUGCUAUUUUACGAAUGACACUAUUCAGUAUAAAGACAGUGCCUAGGAUAAACUAAUUAUUCCUCUGCUUGUAUUAUGCAUAGUGUGUAUACAGCCAGUAUAUGUGAUCAUUUGUAUAUAGCUUAGUAUAAGCUUUUGCAAGAUUCUUUACUUUUAGGAUGAUAAUAAGGGAUUAAAACAUGAAAAUUGUUCCAGUCAUUCCACACUUUAUAGUACCUUCUAGUUCUUUAGUUUUUGACCAUUCUGAAAUUUGUAUUUUUUUUUCUACUAUAAAGGUCAAUUCAUUUUUGUGAUAUCUAGAAAGUUGUUCUUUGUUCUUCAUUUUUUCAUAGAUCUUUCAAUAAAUAUGCUUGUGAGUGCGAAUUUUGAAUGUUAUUGUUCUAGUCUGGUGAUAUAUUUUAUUUUUAAUAAAGUCUCUUGAUUCAA